UGUGUGUGUGUGUGCUUUCCAUAAUUGAAUACAAGUGCAACAUUAUUUUUGCAAACUGAAGAGCUCAUAACUCAUGGGAAUGUAUGAUAAUGUAUUUUUUAAGCUUACGUUAUAUUACUCUCUUAUAUGGUAGUUUUAUAAUAUGUUCGCAUUUGUAAUAAUUUAGAUCUAAUUAAUUUUUAAAAUUUUGUUCAUGGAGAUAACGUUGACGAUGUGUCAUUAGUGGAAGAUUGCUGCCAUCUACUGGAAAUCAAACAUUUAAAAUUAAAAUAACAUGAAAUUUCAAGAACAGCCACUAGAUGCCUGCUGAGCAUCGCUCACUGGCUCAUUUGCCAUUUCCCAGAAGGUAUUUUUUAUAGUUUGUGUUUAGACAUUAUCAGGGCUUAUUAACACCAGCCAAAUGCGGGCACAUUUCAGCUUUGGCAGGUAAGACAGCCACUCCCACUAGCCGCUUCGGUGGGUUGAAUUUAAUUUCAGCUUACAGCCAAAUAAAAUGCCAAGACCGUCUUAUCACAAAAUUACAAUUCAAUUACAAUUCUUUAUCGAUUAACUUGCUGUUAGUAAAGGUGGGAUUGGCGGAAUUGACACACAACAGAAGCUCUCUCUCUCUCUCUCUCUCUGUCAUGCCUGAGCAGUUAUCCUUGUGCCUGAAUAGUCAAAUACACACAGACACAGAUGUCAAAAUGCCCAUCAUGUGGAGUAUCGCGUGUGAAUACAGACGGUUAUGAUGUGUAAGUGUAUGUAAACAGCAAAAUUGUGGCCAGUGAAAAUGCUGAGUGGCUAGUAACUUUGGAAAACCACUAGCCACAGUGGCUGUUCAGUUGAUCAGAAGAGAUCAGAACCAGAGUCCAGCUGUGUGUCCAUGAGGAGUGACGAGUCUAUGGGUCCGCCACUAAAUUUCAAGUCAGUCCUGCCACCCAGAUCAGCCGUAACAAAACCCAUCUGUAAGAAGAAUGACCAGUCUAUGAAUCAACUACAGGACUUUAAUGAAAGCAGGAAUCCAUGUAUCAGCCAUGAAGUCCUCAACAGGUUUAGAUCAAAUCUGUUGAAGAAGUUUGAGUGUCUGUAUGAGGGAACAGCACAGCAGGGAAACCCAACACUCCUGAAUGAGAUCUACAUAGAGCUCUACAUCACAGAGAGUGAGAGUGGAGAGAUCAGUAAUGAGCAUGAGGUGAGACAGAUUGAGACACAAUCCAGGAGAGCAGCAACAGAGGACACACCGAUCCAAUGCAAUGACAUCUUUAGACCUUUACCUGGACAAGACAAACCCAUCAGAACUGUGCUGACAAAGGGAGUCGCUGGCAUUGGAAAAACAGUCUCUGUGCAGAAGUUCAUCCUGGACUGGGCUGAAGGGAAAGAGAAUCAGGACGUCCAGCUCAUAUUUCCACUUCCUUUCAGAGAGAUCAAUUUGAUGAAGGACAAAAUACUCAGUCUUUCAGAUCUUCUUCAUGUCUUUUUCCCUGAAACAAAAGAAAUGGAAAUAUCCAGUGACAAAUAUAAAGUGUUGUUCAUCUUUGAUGGUCUGGACGAGUGUCGCCUCUCUCUGGAUUUUCAGAGCGAUGUGAGGUUGUGUGAUGUAAAUGAAUCAGCCUCAGUGGAUGUGUGCUACUGACGAACCUCAUUGCGAGGAAUUUGCUUCCCUCUGCUCUCAUCUGGAUCACCUCCAGACCAGCAGCAGCUGAUCUCAUCCCUUCUGAGUAUGUCCAUCGAGUGACAGAGGUACGAGGCUUCAAUGAGCCACAGAAGGAGGAAUACUUCAGGAAGAGAAUCAGUGAUCAGAGUCUGGCCAAUACAAUCAUCUCACACCUGAAGUCAUCAAGGAGCCUCAACAUCAUGUGCCACAUCCCAGUGUUCUGCUGGAUCACAGCUGCUGUUCUAGAGAAGAUGUUGAGCAAAGCAGAAAGUGGAGAGAUUCCCAAGACUCUCACUCAAAUGUACACACACUUCCUGAUCCUUCAGACCGACAUCAAACAUGAGAAGGACUAUGAGAAGAACGUGACAGAUGAAGACAUGAUCCUCAAACUGGGGAAAGUGGCUUUUCAGCAGCUUGUGAAAGGCAACGUGAUCUUCUAUGAGGAAGACCUGAGAGAGUGUGGCAUUGAUGUGACAGAAGCAUCAGUGUACUCAGGAUUGUGCACUCAGAUCUUCAGAGAGGAGUUUGGCUGGUAUCAGGGGAAAGUCUUCUGCUUUGUUCAUCUGAGUGUUCAGGAACAUCUAGCAGCUCUAUAUAUACACCUCUCCUGUACAAACAACAACAUAAAUGUGUUUGACAAGAUCAUCAAACAGAGUUUGUGGUCUAAAUUUAAGGACUUGCUUCAACUCAAUUUCAUUUCAUUAUCUGAGCUGCAUCAGAGAGCUGUGAAUGAGGCUCUACAGAGUAAAAAAGGGCAUCUGGACCUUUUCCUGCGGUUUCUUCUGGGUCUGUCAGUGGAGUCUUAUCAGAUUCUCCUACAAGGACUAAUGAAACAGAAAAGAAGCAGAUCUGACAGCAAUGAGACAACAGUUAAGUACAUCAAGAUGAAGAUCAGCACCAUUGACUCUCCAGAGAAAUCCAUCAACCUGUUCCACUGUCUGAAUGAACUGGGUGACCAUUCACUCGUGGAGGAAAUACAACAGUAUCUGAAAUCUGGAAGAAUAAAGCAAGCCAAACUUUCUUCAUCUCAGUGGUCAGCUGUAGCUUUUGUGUUGCUGACAUCAGAGAAAAAGCUGGAUGAGUUUGAUAUUAAUACAUUUGUUGGAGAAAACAAUAAAUCUGAAAAAUCUGAAAAACUCAUA
This is a messenger RNA of Megalobrama amblycephala (Wuchang bream), 2775 nucleotides long. Its product is annotated as NACHT, LRR and PYD domains-containing protein 3-like. Lineage: Eukaryota; Metazoa; Chordata; Actinopteri; Cypriniformes; Xenocyprididae. The transcript is spliced from 5 exons. Bases 863 to 1612 code for a protein of 249 amino acids. The record is from RefSeq and is a predicted model, not a curated record.